This is a messenger RNA of Zasmidium cellare ATCC 36951, 1113 nucleotides long. RefSeq lists its product as uncharacterized. Bases 1 to 1113 code for a protein of 370 amino acids. The transcript has a single exon. Gene Ontology annotation, cellular component: mitochondrion. The record is from RefSeq and is a predicted model, not a curated record. NCBI's taxonomy places the organism in Eukaryota, Fungi, Ascomycota, Dothideomycetes, Mycosphaerellales, Mycosphaerellaceae. Gene Ontology annotation, biological process: mitochondrial proton-transporting ATP synthase complex assembly.
AUGGACGUUGCUCUGAUGAGGUCGACGUUCAAGACCGCCUCUUCACUGAGUGCGCGCCGCCAGCUUCAGCAGCUCGGCUCUCCCUCCAUCUGCGCAAGAUGUCUGCUGCAUACCACUCCAGCAAAGGAGGCAACUCCCAUCGCACAUCCUACAGUUCCUGGUCCUCCACCGACCGCGCCACAAGCCGAACCCACUUUUGCACAAAGUCGGAUAGCGAGGAAGAAGCACCAAGCGGAUCAGCUAAGGCAAAGCCAGAACUUCAAAGUCAAUUCGUCGAAGCCUGGUUCUGCGCUGUCGAAGCGAUUCUGGAAGAAUGUGUCUGUCAAAGAGACUGAUGAGGGGCUGCAAAUAUUGUUGGAUACCAGGCCGGUCCGGACAGCCACACGACAAGUCCUCACCCUGCCCAAGAACAAGCGCGCUCUGGCUGCAUCUAUUGCCAUGGAGUGGGAUCAUCUCAUAUCCGCCCAGCAGGCUUUGAGGCAGCAUUACGUUCCUUUGACGUCGCUGGUAUCGCGUGCUAUUGAUAUUGAAGCUGCAGACCAGCAAGAAAAUUCCACAAUCCGGGACAGCAUCAUCACUACCGCGAUGAAGUAUCUGAGCACCGACACCCUUCUAUGCUGGGCCCCCGAGAAGAGUCUUCACGACCCAGUGCAGAGCCGUCCAACGAAGAGCUUGAGGCAGAAGCAAAGAGAAGUCGCAGAGCCCAUCCUUGGAUUCCUCACCACACACGUCUUUCCCGGCGUCGAGAUUGUGGAGAUCCUGUCAGAGGACAGCAUCAUCCCAAGAUCGCAGCCACAGAUGACCACUGAAAUCAUUCGUGGCUGGGUCAGUGGUCUGCCGCCAUUUGAGUUGGCCGCACUUGAAAGGGGAAUCCUUGCUACGAAGAGCUUGCUUGUGGCUGUACGAGUCCUGGUGGAAUGGAGUCAAGAGUGGAAGCACUUGCAAAAGGGACCAGGCAUGCAAGGCAAAUUCGGUAUAGAAGAAGCUGCCGAGGCGGCAACCCUCGAAGUUCUGCACCAGACAGAGCAAUGGGGCGAGGUCGAGGACACCCACGAUGUCGAUAAAGAGGACCUCAGACGGCAGAUUGGCAGCAGCAUCCUGCUUGUCAGCUAG